GAAACAAUUCUGCACCAGCACAUUGCUGGGCGUGAAAAUUCCCAGGACAGUGCAAUUGCCCUGGAUGAGGACAACGACGAGGACGAGGAAGUAGGAAGUGGCGAUCAGCAUAACGACGACGGUAAUGAAGUGGAUAUGGAAGUUGGGGAUCAUCAUGCAGGACCGCGACAACAAACUUGGUGAUAACGACGACGACGACACGCCGAUGGAUGGUCAUGACAUCUCCCCCGCCGGUGAUGUGGAAGUCACUGCUGGUCAACCCUCGACGUCCCGUGGGAUCUCGCAGUCGCAAAGCAAGAGAGGCGUGACCUCCUCGGAAAAACAGCGGGGGGGGCGAUCUGGCGGUCAUGGCGGUGGUCGUGGUGGCGGCGGUCAUGGCGGCGCAAGGAAAAACUCGCAGAGGGUGAGGCCACAAGAACUGCGGGAAUCGGGGGAUGAGGGCGAGGAAGUGGAUCCUCGCAUGCCCAAAGAUGUUGAUGAGCCGGUUCAGCACGUCGCGCCCAUCGACACAACGCGUUGUUUCUUCCUCGAGUACAACGAGCAAGGCUUCGCUACGCAAGACGUCCAUGCUGUUCACAUGAAGAUUCUUUACAACCACCACUCGUUAUCUGAAAACAUUGUGCGAGGCAUCGAGACUACCAUCGAAAGUUUCAUCACCACGGAUCCGGGGGCGUGGGAUAGGCCCGAGCUCGUGCUUGCACCGGUUGACCCGAACGACAUCGUCGGCGUCCAGGGAAGGCGGAUCACGCUGGCCGACUUCUUCGAAAGGGACUCCGCAGAGUUCGAUUGGUACGCUAUAGCUGGUCAUCAUAUCGUUGAGGCCAUGAAGAGAUUGGUCAGAAAGGAUUCCCCGACAGUUAAAGUCUAUGGCCUCCUCGCGUACUCUAAGGUGCGGGUCGUCUAUUUCGAAGAUGACCAGACGCCAGGGUAUUUCAAUGUCUCCGCCUUCGACAACACACGCGAAAAUUGCGCCAUGAUAUUGCCAUUCGAGGAUGUUGUCCGUGACAUGAGGCAAUGGUGGAUCGAUAACAACAGAAUCGAGGCCCCCAAAGCCAAGGUCAGCGAGAAGGAUGAGGUCGUCGUUGCGCACCAGAAGAAGUGGCAGAACUUCGUAAGGGCCUCCAUGGGGAAGGCAUGCGACAAGGCGUUUGUGAAGCAGACCCUCGAGAAUGAGUACAUUGCAUUGCUCCUGCUCAUCAAGGGGAAGGUGGUCGCAACGAACGUCAAGGUCACGCCUCCAAGAGUGAACACCGAGUGUCUCCUCGACAUCAUGCGCAAGGAGCGGUACAUGGUUCGUAUGUUCAACUACGUUCUGUUCCGCGCCGAGGGAAGGGCGGAUGAUGAAUGGAAUGAUGCCUUCUUCAUAUCCUACAAGGACCUCGAAGACAGGUAUGGACCAAACAGUCUGUGCGCAGUUGAAUGGGAGAAGGAACAGGACAAGCUGCAUGUUAACAAAGUGAAGCCGGUCCCUCGACAGCUUGGAGGAGUGGAGGAUGCAAGGCAAGGUGCGGGCUUGGGGCCUACAGCGGCAAUGUAUAAGGAGGCUCCGUUUCACUUUAAGGUGUUCAUAUACACCGCGAUCGAUAAGCUCGAUUUGCUUUGGGUCGAGGUGAAACGGAUUGCCUCCAGCGCACGUCAUAUUGUGUGGGACAAACUUGACACACAAGCGACAUUGCCACCUGUGUGCAUGCCAUCGAAGGAAGUGUUGGCAGCGCCAGAAGAUAUCGUCGCAUCAGCGCAAAAAAUGACAUGCAGGGCCGCCAUCGUGGACAUCUCAUCCUCGAACUUCAGCACGGCGUGGGCCUCUCAGGAAUUUGAUGCGCCGCACGCAUUGAUGACCAAGUGUUGUGCCCAGAAUUGAGUCUUUAUCUUCUUUGCACCGCAGAAGGUGCAACGCGAUGUUCUGGGUUACUUGUUC
Chara braunii is the source of this 1918-nucleotide messenger RNA. NCBI's taxonomy places the organism in Eukaryota, Viridiplantae, Streptophyta, Charophyceae, Charales, Characeae. The record is from the annotation of a GenBank genome assembly.